Molecule: messenger RNA, 1267 nt
Organism: Trichomycterus rosablanca
Lineage: Eukaryota; Metazoa; Chordata; Actinopteri; Siluriformes; Trichomycteridae
Gene: ifngr1l
Product: interferon gamma receptor 1-like
Exons: 7
Coding region: 107-1222 (371 amino acids)
Biological process (GO): cytokine-mediated signaling pathway
Cellular component (GO): plasma membrane
Molecular function (GO): cytokine receptor activity; protein binding
Source: RefSeq, a predicted model, not a curated record
GCUUUAAGUCGCUUAAUGAGAUUAAAUGAUGGUUACGAGUGUCUGAACGGUAGUUAAAUCAGCGAGAAAAACAAAUUCUUACAUUCUGUUAAAAUUACUGGUCAAAAUGUUAAGGAAAAUAAGCGCCAACGUAGUACUGGUUUUGUUGCUGUGUGAGUGCUUUAUCUGUGGCUUUGUUCCUGCUCCAAGUAAUAUCAGUUUAACAUGCCACAAUUUUCAAAACAUUUUCUACUGGAACUACAGUGAGCCAAAUCUACAGCCGGAAUUCAUCAUAACAGUUAAAGGCUAUAAAAGUGGUAUCCAGUUUGUACGCACAAAUCAGACCUACCUGGAUGUUAGUGACUACAGCAGGGUUGUUGAUGACGUGUAUUUGGUGUCAGUGACAGCUCAAGUGGGUGAAUCUCAAAGCAUAACAUCAGAAAAUAUUGACUUCACCUAUUAUGAAGACUUUAACAGUAAAAUCACAUGUGUGAUGGAUUUUCCAACUCCAAAUGUGACUGUCUUGGAACACAAAGUUAAAUUUUCUUUUUACAAUCCCUUUUCCAUCUAUAAAGUGAACUUUUUACAGGAUGUGUUCACAUACACUGUCACUUAUAACGAGACUACGAGCUAUCAUGACUGUUUUGAGGAUCAAGAUUUGUGCACAGAGGAGAUUGACCUCCAAGAAAGCCUUUUUGGACAGUGCAUUUCUCUACAUUUUAAGGGAUCUAUUAGCAUUUCGACUAAUAUUACCAGAGAGUGCUGUGGCGAAAGCAUGGAUUCCCCCAAAACUGAUUGGGCUAUUAUUUUAACCAUACUGGCAUGUAUUGGAUUUGCCAUUGCGAUUUUAAUACUAACAGGAGCUGUAUUUAUCAAGAAUCUGACUAAACCAGACACAGAAAGUAAUGGUGCAAUAUUACCCAAACAUCUGGACCUUGGGACUGCUGAUCGGGUUGUUCACAUACCUGAACAGCCUGUUCUGUCUCAAGUCACAUCCGAUGGUUGGACUCCUCUAAUAGAGAGUAAUCAGGAUUUCCCUCCACAAACUAGCAACACAUUUGAGGAGAUCACUCACAUACCCCUCAACAACUCUUCAUCUACAGAGUCAGCUGGAGAGCAGGAGCCUGACGAGGAAGAUACUAGAGAUGAGGAUGGUACUGAAAGCUUUUCAGGCUAUGACAGCAAAAAAUUCCUAGUGGAUAUGGGCUCGGGAGAUGUAGUAGAUGCCUAUGGACCACGCUAGCUUGCAAGUUGAGUAAUGUUAGAUUCUGAUUGAGGUGAAUUUAGA